Diprion similis is the source of this 781-nucleotide messenger RNA. Its product is annotated as odorant receptor 9a-like. Bases 112 to 714 code for a protein of 200 amino acids. Gene Ontology annotation, molecular function: olfactory receptor activity; odorant binding. Gene Ontology annotation, cellular component: plasma membrane. The transcript is spliced from 6 exons. Gene Ontology annotation, biological process: detection of chemical stimulus involved in sensory perception of smell; sensory perception of smell. The record is from RefSeq and is a predicted model, not a curated record. Lineage: Eukaryota; Metazoa; Arthropoda; Insecta; Hymenoptera; Diprionidae.
AACCCCUUGAAGUCUCCGUGCUACGAAAUCGCCUACAUCUACCAGAUCCUCUCUACCCUCGUUUGCAGCCUCGUUCUUAUCCACUGCGAUAACCUCUACCUCUACCUCGUCAUGGUCUGCACCUCGCAGCUGCGGAUUCUCAACGCCUCCCUUGAGACCAUCACCUGCAGGGCCGCCAAGAACUCUCUGAAGCUACGGUGGAAGCUCUGCGCUGGACUGAGAAUCAAGCGGAGUGACGUCGUCGAUGCGGAGUCCUUCACACUUGGGGCCAACUGCGUAAAACACCAUCAUGCUAUUCUCGAAGUCUUGGAUAAGUUGGAGGAGAUAUACAAUUUGCUCAUACUCAUACAAUUUCUCUCACACCUGGUACAGUUGUGUUUUCAAAUGUUCCUGGUUACUGAGAUUUCUCCGCUAAGCUUCGACGGUCUUAGCAUGCUUGCUUUUGUCGUUGCGAUGGUAAUCGAAGUCUACGUUUAUUGCCAGUGUGGAAAUGAGAUUGAAAUAGAGAGUUCCAAGAUUUCCCAGUCAGCCUACAACGCCCAGUGGACCUCGAGCUCGGAACCCGUAAAGAGAAUGCUGCUGAUCGUGAUGCUGCGCGCUCAACGGCCCGUUGAAUUCACAGUCGGAAAGUUCGUGAAGCUUUCACUUAGGACCUUGGUAUCGGUUGUCCGAGGCUCGUUCUCAUACUUCAUGGUACUAAGAAAAAUGCAGUAAUCCUUCGCCAACGCAGCUGUCCCUAAUGUGUAAUUGUACGUCUGGAUUAAACGCUGGAUAUAAUUGA